AUGUGGCAAAGGAAAAUAUCAAGACGAAAGGGCCAAACAUCUUGCAAAUCGUGUAAGGACGGCGAAUACAAUAUUCAAAAUGGACAAACAAAAUGCGAACUUUGUCCAGUUGGUCAUUAUUGUUAUUGGAAAGGUGCAUCGCCGAUAAAAUGUGGCAAAGGAUAUUAUCAAGAUCAAAGAGGACAGACAUUUUGCAAACGGUGUAAAGAUGGCGAAUACAAUAUUCAAUCUGGACAGUCAAAGUGCAACAUUUGUCCAGUUGGUCACUAUUGUUAUUGGAAAAAUCAAUCACCUAAAAAUUGUCGUAAAGGACGAUAUCAAGACCAGAAAGGUAAAACAUUUUGCCUAAUUUGCCCAUCAGGUAGCUUUUGUCCGUCAACUGGCCCUGUAGUACCCGGCAACAAAACAAUGUUGGCAAUUCGCAAUUCCGUGAAAUAUGCGGCCAAAGCUUACGAAGACGUUGAACCUGCCGACUCGAGAUUGGUCGACGAGAAAAAUGAUAUUCAAGGUUUCGUAAAGUACCAGGGUAAUACGAUUGUUGUAUCUUUUCGAGGCACGGACGAUAUCAAUGACUGGUUUCGCAACAUCAAUAUUCUGAGAAAAAAAUAUCGGGGCUGUAAAAACUGCAAAGUACACACUGGAUUUUCUAACAUUUAUUACUCAGUGCAACAGCAGAUGUUUUCAAAAGUAAAAGCUUUAUCUCAUGUUCAUUCAAACUCGACAGUUCUUGUCACAGGUCAAUCACUUGGUGGAGCAUUGGCAACGUUUGCAGCAGUUGAUUUGGCUAAGGCUGGAUAUCAUGUUGAUUUAAUAACUUAUGGCUCACCCAGGCUUGGUAACAAAGAAUUUUCUGAAUAUGUCGACAAUACUCUGAACGGCUUGAAUCUAAGAGUGACAUUCAAGAACGACUAUGUUUCGGUUCUUCCUCCGAAACUAUUAGGAUAUUGGCAUGUUGGACAAGAAAUUCAUUGCGUCGGUCGAAAAAGUUGCUAUGAGUUUCCACUAUACGAAGAUUUCACGCAUGUAAGAACAAGCAUCAACGAUCAUACGAUGAUUAAUUAUCUUGCAAUUUAA
Molecule: messenger RNA, 1074 nt
Organism: Xenia sp. Carnegie-2017
Lineage: Eukaryota; Metazoa; Cnidaria; Anthozoa; Malacalcyonacea; Xeniidae
Product: lipase-like
Exons: 1
Coding region: 1-1074 (357 amino acids)
Biological process (GO): lipid metabolic process
Source: RefSeq, a predicted model, not a curated record